Messenger RNA from Acanthopagrus latus (yellowfin seabream), 1816 nucleotides. RefSeq lists its product as uncharacterized. The transcript has 5 exons. The coding region runs from base 128 to 955 and encodes 275 amino acids. NCBI's taxonomy places the organism in Eukaryota, Metazoa, Chordata, Actinopteri, Spariformes, Sparidae. The record is from RefSeq and is a predicted model, not a curated record.
UGUGCCAGCCCAUAAAACCUUAAAAACCCUGCGGGAGCCGGAGCGACGUCACGCAGGGGGCGUCAGUGCGCGAGCUUCACCAGCUCCUCAUCGUCACGCGCACACGCGCACACGCACUGAGGGUUUUAUGUGUGCUGGGAGCAGGGGCAGAGUUUGGUCCGACUCACGGAGCGCGUAUCUACAUGUGGACUGUCGCUCUGCCCGGGGAGCCAGAGGAGAGGAUGAGGAGGGAGGAGGGCAACAGAGCCGCUUUUCUUCCCCUGUGAGAUAUACGAUGAUGAGUUCAGGAGCGUUUCUGAGGGCAACGUUAACGGUUCACACGGAAGAAAUGUCCACAGCUGCGAGUCCGACCAUCCCCUCCUCGCUGCUGACAUCGGACCAACUCACAGUGCUCGCUGCGUCCUUUUCUUCCCUGGUAUUCUUCGGGGUGAUCCUGGUGCUGCUGUGCAUUAUUUACCGCAAGGAUCCUCAGUGUUGCAAACCGCGCUCCUAUCAGGGGCCACAUGCAGAUAUGGAUGCUCCUCCUCAGUACUACAGCAGCAGGCAGACCCUGGUGGGGUCUUCGUGUCCCGAGCAGACUCAGAUCCUGGAUGACAACAACAUUCAGCAGGCGGGUCAGCUGUUCUACAUUGGCCUGCCCUCCAGCUACAGCCUGCCCACACUGGAGGCCCCCCUGCCAAGGCUCCCCUCCUACGAGAGCGUCCGAAAGAAGGACCGCCAGAGGCAGAUCCACAUGAUGAUUGCAGACCGCUUCGGUCUCAAUGGACCCAUUGUGACUGAGCCUCCUCCAACGUAUGAAGAGACUAUCCGCCAGUCUGUGGAGCUGCCCUACACCAUCCUCUCGUCCAGUCUGGACUUCCCCUUUCCUCCUCAGAGUGUCUACACGAACACAGCAGUGGCCAACACACCUCAUCCCGUCAGCUCUGACACCAACAGCACCGCCCUUCCUGUGUGACUCUGGCCAAGUGAUCCAGCUGCCAGAUGAGAGGGGACAUCUGAUAGCCUCAUAUGGAUGGAGGGAGUUUGAACGUCGAAGACUGGCUCCUUCAUACUUCACACGAGCCGAUUCAAAUACCUCAAGACUGAGUUUACGUUGAGAGACCCCUGAUAAUGGAGCAAACCAAAGACAACCUUUGGCUUUGCAGAUGUGAAUGUUAUAAAAACACUCAAUGUGCUGAUGAAUUUCAGAAAAAAAAUAACUGGAUAUAAACAUUCUCUGAGGUGGCUGGUACAUCUUCAAGACUACAGGACUAACUCAUGCCAAGAAGAGAUCCACUAUUUACAUUGGUGAUUAUAUUAUAUGUCAACACUUGCCUCCGCUGUGGUUAUUAAGCUGUUCUUGAGCCAGAGGCCUCACUGUUUGCUUAGGAAGGUUAUCAUAGACGGGUUUGAUGUUGUCAAGGAUGUUCCCGUAGACUGCUGAAUCUGUGCCAUACUGCUCCAGCAUGUGGUUCAGCCUGCGAGAGGGAGAAUUUAUAAAGGUGCUAAUGAGAGUGCCUUCCACGAAGUUAUAAUAAGAAAAGAAUAUCACAACUUUACUGUAUGAUUUCUCACUUUUGUAUCAAACAUUUGAUCCUUUUCUACAUGUGGUAUCUGUUAUAUUGUCCUCCACAUGGCUUCAGAGCGAAGCCAGGCGAAUGAGAAAUUACAACAACAGAGAGUUUCUUGUCACGACCUGUUUUGUUUGUCUUCGUGCACACAUGCCAAACGUUUGUCCUGCACAUAGUGGUGUGCUUUAUUUAUUGAAGAACGAUGAGCGACUCCUCAUUAUUUCUCAUGUGAAACCAGCUGUAAUAAACAUUUUAUUGUUUUUGUU